Lactuca virosa is the source of this 471-nucleotide messenger RNA. The record is from the annotation of a GenBank genome assembly. Lineage: Eukaryota; Viridiplantae; Streptophyta; Magnoliopsida; Asterales; Asteraceae.
AUGCUAGAUCCUAAAAUAAAGGAAGAAUUUGAUGAAAACAUUUUUACUUUAAGUAAAGGGCCUAAUCAAGAUUCUUUGGAGACAUUUCUAGAUCUUGCAUAUCAAUGUUUGGCAGAAUCUCAAGCACAACGUCCAAAUAUUGGAAUUGUUGUCGAGAAAAUCAAGAAUGCAUUACAACUUCAAAAAAACCACAAGGAUAACCUCCAAAUUUCACUUGAAGACAUUAAAUUGGCCACAAAUGACUUCAGUAAUAACAAUCACAUUGGAAGAGGAGGAUUCGGGAGGGAUGAUUAUGCAAUAUGGACACCCAAAUUGCCUCAUGACUAUGAAGAAAUAUUCAAGAUGUCAAAAGAAUCUAAGAAAUACUUGAGUAAAAAGAAAAAGGACCUUCACGACAUGCUUUCCGAAGGAAUCCUCCUUCAAAAAGGCAAAGUGUUGUUUUCACUAGGCGAUAAUGACGAAAUGAAAUGA